GAUAAUGACAAGAUUUGCUGGCAGACGUCCAUUCAUUCUCUCGUACCAAGUACUUCGAAGCGGAAUCGCGUCUUUUCAGAGCGCGACUUCCCACGAUAUUGCGAAAACUCUCAACAAGGUCACACACUGUUGCCUCAAUGUCUUCGCAUCUUCGGCGUUUUUCGUGCUACUAAUGGUUCUGGUCGAUAAACAAGGACUCGAUAAAACUCCUAAAUGUCUUGCCGCUCUCUACGCCUUCGCAAUGUGGAUGCAGCUGGCCACUGUCCGUUACCGUCACUUUAUCCCGCUGAUUCUCACAGUAGUCAUCGAACUGGUCAUCACUGGAUUGGUUUCCUAUCAAACGGGAGAAUUCAUCUUCUCGCACACCGCUGAAGUCAAGGAUUACGUAUUCACAGUGAUGUUCACUAUUAUCGCUGUCUUCCGUUUCGUCUUCAUUAUUAUUCUUUUCAAAGUUCUCAUUUACAAAAAUCCGCCACACUCCCUGACAACUACAGUUCUUCUCAAACCAACCAAUAUCCCUGUCACUUUUUCUUCUAUCAAGGCACCACAAGAGCUUGACCCAACCAACCCAUACUACCCCCAAACUGUCUAUAAUAGUAAUCAAUCUAAAAAUAAUCUUCUCCCACUCACGAGAGAUUAAUUGUUGAAAUCCUGUUCACCCGCUUUUUGUUCUAUGCUGUUUUUCUUCUGUUUACCAUUUUACUUCUUCUAAUAAAUUUCAAAAAAAACU
Caenorhabditis elegans is the source of this 730-nucleotide messenger RNA. RefSeq lists its product as uncharacterized. Gene Ontology annotation, cellular component: membrane. Lineage: Eukaryota; Metazoa; Nematoda; Chromadorea; Rhabditida; Rhabditidae. The coding region runs from base 5 to 640 and encodes 211 amino acids. The transcript has 2 exons. The record is from RefSeq and is marked reviewed.